Molecule: messenger RNA, 2001 nt
Organism: Cinclus cinclus
Lineage: Eukaryota; Metazoa; Chordata; Aves; Passeriformes; Cinclidae
Gene: SCNN1G
Product: sodium channel epithelial 1 subunit gamma
Exons: 13
Coding region: 1-2001 (666 amino acids)
Biological process (GO): sodium ion transmembrane transport
Cellular component (GO): membrane
Molecular function (GO): ligand-gated sodium channel activity
Source: RefSeq, a predicted model, not a curated record
AUGGCGCCGCCGGGCCCGGAGGGCGGCCGAGCGGCCGUCGCGGCUCCCGGUGUGCAGAAGAAGAUCACGGCGCGGCUGAAGCGGACGCUGCCGGUGCGGGGCCCGCAGGCGCCCACGCUGAGCGAGCUGAUGCGCUGGUACUGCCUCAACACCAACACGCACGGCUGCCGCCGCAUCGUGGUGUCCCGCGGCCGCCUGCGCCGCCUGCUCUGGAUCCUUCUGACCCUCAGCGCCGUGGGGCUCAUCCUCUGGCAGUGCGCCGAGCUCCUCAUGAACUACUACAGCGCCUCGGUCUCCGUCACCGUCCAGUUCCAGAACCUGCCGUUCCCCGCCGUCACCAUCUGCAACAUCAACCCCUACAAGUACAGUGCCAUGAAAGAAUAUUUAUCUGAGUUGGACAAAGAGACAAAAAAGGCUUUGGAAACUUUCUACGGAUUUUCUGAGGGCAAGUCCAAGGUGCGCCGGUCGGUGGAUGACUGGAACAGCACAGGGAGCGACUUCUUCCAACAGAUCCCUCUGCUGAAGGUCGAAGACUUCUCCAGGACAGCGACUGACCUGCGCAGCGGGCAGAAGAGGAGAAUAGAGGGAAGUGUCUUUCACAAGGACUCGUCCAUUGUGAACUCGGCCGAUUCCAAUGACAUCAUUGGCUUUCAGCUGUGUGAUGCGAACAACAGCAGCGAGUGUGCCCUGUACACGUUCAGCUCGGGUGUUAAUGCUAUCCAGGAGUGGUACAAGCUGCAUUACAUGAACAUCAUGGCACAAAUUCCCCUGGAGACUAAAGAAAAAUUGAGUUACUCUGCUGAUGACCUUAUACUGACAUGUUUCUUUGAUGGCCUAUCUUGUGACAAAAGGCACUUUACUCGUUUCCAUCACCCUCUCCAUGGCAACUGCUACACCUUCAACAGUGGUGAGAACGGGACCAUCCUGAGCACCUCCACAGGUGGCAGCGAGUAUGGACUGCACGUUGUUCUGUACAUUGAUGAAGCAGACUACAACCCCUUUCUGGUGACAUCCACAGGAGCCAAGAUCAUCGUCCACGACCAAAAUGAGUAUCCCUUCAUUGAAGACAUUGGCACAGAAAUUGAGACUGCAGCGGCCACCUCUAUAGGGAUGCACUUUACUCGGUCUCGCAAGCUGAGCAAGCCCUACAGUGAUUGCACAGAGACAGGAGCUGACAUACCUGUGGGAAAUCUCUAUAACAAGAGCUACUCACUCCAGAUCUGCCUGCACUCCUGCUUCCAGAAGGCCAUGGUGGACUCGUGUGGCUGUGCCCAGUACGCUCAGCCCUUACCCGCUGGGGCCGAGUAUUGCAACUACAAGAAGAACCCAAACUGGAUGUACUGCUACUACAGACUGCACGAAAAGUUUGUGAAGGAGCAGCUGGGCUGCCAGCAGAUCUGCAAAGAUGCCUGCAGCUUCAAGGAGUGGGCACUCACCACCAGCAUUGCUCAGUGGCCAUCCACCGUUUCAGAGGACUGGAUGCUCCGAGUUCUCUCUUGGGACAAAGGGCAGAAACUCAACAAGAAGCUGAACAAGACAGACCUUGCCAACCUGAUGGUGUUUUACAAGGACCUGAACGAGAGAUUCAUUUCAGAGAAUCCUGCCAACACGCUCGUCAUUCUCCUGUCCAACUUCGGGGGCCAGCUGGGCCUGUGGAUGAGCUGCUCGGUGGUGUGCGUCAUCGAGAUCGUGGAGGUGUUCUUCAUCGACUCGCUGUCCAUCGUCCUGCGGCGCCAGUGGCAGAAGGCCAAGAAGUGGUGGAGCCAGCGGCAGCGGGGCGGCGCAGGGAAGGCACCGCAGGCCGGCGACGUGGAGAGGCAGGGCCACGACAACCCCGUGUGCAUCGACGAGGACCUGCCCACCUUCACCACUGCCCUGCGCCUGCCGCUGCCCCAGGACAGCCCCCUGCCCAGGACUCCCCCCCCCAAUUACAGCACUUUGCGCCUGGAGACCGCCUUCACCGAGCAGCUGCCUGACACGCUGGAGCUGGGCCAGCACUGA